GUUGCCCAGCGAGCCACAGCGCAAGAAAUAAUGUCAACCAUGCCGUGACUGUGGUUGGUUUCGGUGAAGACAAUGGUCAAAAAUAUUGGCUCAUGCGGAACUCCUGGGGACCUCAUUGGGGAAUGCAGGGAUAUAUGAAGAUCAAACGCGGAGUCAACAUGUGUGCCAUUGGACGGGAAUGUACCGUGCCCAUUUGCGGGUCCGACUCUGCCCCUCUCUCAAGCUUGCCACCACCACCUCCAGCAAGUCCCACUUGUGACGUCUCGGCCAGAUAUGUCAUUACUGGCAACUACAACUGGAUGUUCCGAAACGUCACCUCGCAAGUACGUUGCACCGCAGGAAUUUGCCAACUGCGAACGGGUACUAUGAUGGGUAACUCUCUUUGCAAACAAUUGUGCGGAUCCACAACCAGUGAAUGUUUCGCGGCUUAACCUCAUGAUGGAAAUGGCACCCAUAGGGUCAAUAUGUCAGCCAAUCUUAAGACAAUAAAUCAAUUGCAUC
Molecule: messenger RNA, 501 nt
Organism: Tigriopus californicus
Lineage: Eukaryota; Metazoa; Arthropoda; Copepoda; Harpacticoida; Harpacticidae
Exons: 4
Coding region: 93-431 (112 amino acids)
Biological process (GO): proteolysis
Molecular function (GO): cysteine-type peptidase activity
Source: RefSeq, a predicted model, not a curated record